CACGUCUGGUUACCUGCUCAAUUCUCAACCAGAUCGGCUCACUCGUUCGACUCUCUACCAGCCAUGACCAUGCUCCAAGCGGCACGAAGUAGAAAAAUUUAGCGUUUUACGUCAUAGACCCCCCCCCUUCCCCAAAAUUCACCGAUCGGACCCCAGACGGGUAUCGCCGCAGCGCUCUCCGAUGGAAAAUCUAACAACAGCAGGUGCUCACGUCAUCACGAUGGCCUCUUCACACUCUGAGGCAUCUGGUUCCUCCUCACCCGCUACAGCCGCUCUGGCCGCCAAGCUCGGGAAAUACUCGACUUGCGAGGUUUCAGAUGCGCUGAUCAAGCUCAAGCUCCCACACGGCGGCCAUCUGCCCGGCAUCGACAUGCUCAGCCCCCAGCACCUUGCACGGCAGACGAGGAUCUGCGGGCCAGCUUUCACGGUGAAAAUGGUAUCGCAAACAGAAGAGUCGGCACCGAAACCGGCAAAGCAUUUCGUCGAUGCGGCCGAGCCGGGGUCCGUCAUGAUCGUCACUGCUCCGUCAAAUUGUCGCUCAGCCAUAUGGGGAGGGCUCAUGACGGCGCGUGCUCAGGCACUCGGUGUGAAAGGGGUCGUCCUUGAUGGACGGUGUCGCGAUCUGACAGAACAUCGAGAUGCUGGAUUUGCGGUGUUUUCCCGAGGUCACUCGACGCUGGGUCAAUCAACCUUUACAAGGCCUUCAGAGUUGCAGGUGCCCGUCGAAAUCAUGGAUCCCACCUGUCCACAUACUAAUUCUUCCGAGCCACACAAUCCCGUAUUCCUACCUCUGACUGUGCAUCCGGGGGACCUGAUCCUCGCGGACGUCGACGGCGUCGUGUGCGUGCCGCCAUCGCUGGCUGGGGAGGUGUGCGAAAUGGCGCAAAGGGGGAGGGAAGUGGACGAGAAGUGCAUGGCGGAUUUGAAAAAAGGGAGGCCCGUGGCCGAGACGUUCAAGGAACAUCGAGGCAAGUAGUCAAGUAUAAAAGGGUAGCCAAUAACCGCGGGCACUCGAAGGGCAAGGGAAAAUGGCACAAAGCUGUGACAUGCGAAAAGCCAGCGAGAGGGUGACCACGCGGGCCUUGUAGGGGGGGGUCUUUAAUCACAUGUGAAGCAGAUGCAAUCCUAGUGCUCCUUGUAAAGCACAGCGGAGUCGAUGA
Tilletiaria anomala UBC 951 is the source of this 1160-nucleotide messenger RNA. RefSeq names its product RraA-like protein. The transcript has 4 exons. NCBI's taxonomy places the organism in Eukaryota, Fungi, Basidiomycota, Exobasidiomycetes, Georgefischeriales, Tilletiariaceae. The coding region runs from base 182 to 976 and encodes 264 amino acids. The record is from RefSeq and is a predicted model, not a curated record.